Molecule: messenger RNA, 1791 nt
Organism: Gossypium raimondii (Peruvian cotton)
Lineage: Eukaryota; Viridiplantae; Streptophyta; Magnoliopsida; Malvales; Malvaceae
Product: COBRA-like protein 2
Exons: 6
Coding region: 148-1515 (455 amino acids)
Biological process (GO): cellulose microfibril organization; plant-type cell wall cellulose biosynthetic process
Cellular component (GO): plasma membrane
Source: RefSeq, a predicted model, not a curated record
CUUAAACUCAAAGUCUUAAACUUUCGUGUCAUGUCCUGUUGGACGAAAAAGCUACUCAUCUCCGUUCUUCUCUCUGAGUCUUCCCUGUCUGCCACAGAUCUUGAGCCGAAGUCAAUAACAAAAGAAGACUCCUAAAAUCCUACAGAAAUGGCUAAUCUUUUUUCGUUCAUUGCUAGAUCUUUCUUCAACCUAAGCUCUUUCAGCUUCUUGCUUCUGUUUUUGCUCUCUUUCUCGAGUUUCACUGCAACAGAAGCCUAUGAUCCUUUGGACCCUAAUGGAAAUAUCACAAUCAAAUGGGAUAUCAUGAGUUGGACUGCUGAUGGCUAUGUUGCAGUUGUCACAAUCUUUAACUUCCAGCAGUACCGUCACAUCCAAGCACCAGGGUGGACAUUAGGUUGGAAAUGGUCUAAGAAGGAGGUGAUUUGGAGUAUGAUGGGAGGACAAACAACUGAACAAGGGGAUUGUUCAAGAUUCAAAGGGAACAUUCCACAUUGUUGUAAGAAGGACCCAACAGUCGUGGAUUUAUUGCCAGGAACACCUUAUAAUCAGCAGAUUGCGAAUUGCUGUAAAGGGGGAGUGCUAAACUCAUGGGUACAAGAUCCAGCUACGGCAGGAAGCUCAUUCCAGGUGAGUGUGGGGCAAGCUGGAACUACAAACAAGACGGUUAGAGUUCCAAAAAACUUCACUUUGAAGGCACCAGGGCCCGGUUAUACUUGUGGUCCAGCAAAAAUUGUGAAACCCAGUAGAUUUGUUACUGCGGACAAAAGAAGAGUCACACAAGCUUUGAUGACUUGGAAUGUUACUUGCACGUAUUCACAAUUUCUAGCUCAGAAAACACCUACUUGUUGCGUCUCUCUCUCAUCAUUCUAUAAUGAAACCAUAGUACCUUGCCCGCAAUGUGCUUGUGGCUGCCAAAAUACUUCUCAGCCAGGGAGCUGUGUAGACCCCAAAGCUCCGCAUAUAGCAUCGGUUGUUCCAAGUACAGGGAAGAAUAACUAUGCACCUUUGGUCCAAUGUACAAGUCAUAUGUGUCCGGUCCGAGUUCAUUGGCAUGUUAAGCAAAACUACAAGGAGUAUUGGCGGGUUAAGGUCACAAUUACUAAUUUCAAUUAUAAUAUGAACUAUACACAGUGGAACUUAGUUGUGCAACAUCCCAACUUCGACAAUCUCACCCAGAUUUUCAGCUUUAACUACAAGUCUUUAACUCCAUAUACUGCAAUAAAUGAUACUGCCAUGUUAUGGGGUGUUAAAUUUUACAAUGAUUUGCUUUCCCAAGCUGGUCAGCUCGGUAAUGUGCAGUCAGAGCUACUUUUCCGAAAGGACAAAGCAACUUUCACUUUUGAGAAGGGUUGGGCUUUCCCUCGAAGAAUCUACUUCAAUGGAGAUAAUUGUGUUAUGCCACCACCCGACACCUAUCCUUGGUUGCCUAACGGCAGUUCCCAUCAGCUUAUCUCCACACUUAGUCUGUUGACAACUCUCUUGGCAGCAAUGGCAUUUUUAUUGGGAUAUGCUUAAAGUUCAACCAUUUUUAUACUGGGAAAUCUGGUAUGCUCCAAAAUUUUGACUGAAUCAGUUCGACUGUAGAAUGUACGGUGUGAGAAGUUGCAGUUUGUGUCAGUUAGAGGGAGUCAAUGUGCAGUGGUGUCGUUUUAAUGUAUGGUCAGUGAAUUCACUCGUGCUGUUGUAUGUAUGCAUGUCCGUUUAUGUACUUAAACCAAUAACAAUGUUGAUUGUAGAAUUCCCACGAUAUUUUAUUACAGUAGUAACAGACAUAAAUCAUUGACAGAGAAA